Parascedosporium putredinis is the source of this 528-nucleotide messenger RNA. NCBI's taxonomy places the organism in Eukaryota, Fungi, Ascomycota, Sordariomycetes, Microascales, Microascaceae. The record is from the annotation of a GenBank genome assembly.
AUGGGCGCCGUAGAAGUCCCCAUGAUCGUCGCCGAUAUUGAUCGCGCGACUAAGGCGUUUGGUAACAUUACCACCUAUAAACCGUUCCUCGAUCCCAACAGGAAUUCACUUCCCUUGUAUAUGGACCCUGAGAACGCAUUUUGUCCAUCUAUCCUAUCCCACAAUGCUUCAACGCACAACGUGCUCCUCAAAGUAACAGUUCCGAGACGGACAGGGAGGAAGAGGAAGCGCGGGACUGGCGAGCCAUGGGAAGGAGAGGUGUCGGCAAGCGGCACCGCCGCGCCCCAAGCAAGCGGUUUGCGUGACCAGGUCGCUUCCCAGAAACGGGCAGACCAUCCUAAAACGGUCCUUCGAAAGCUUCAAGACAACCCCGAGAGCUACCAAGUUGAGACGGUGGGAGUGAUUAAGCAUACACAUCGAUACAGAGGUCUUAUGGAUUUCCAAGUUGAUCUCGGCAGGUCCGAAUUCGCCUCUAACUUUGUCGACAAGAUUCUUUCUAGAGAUGUUCAAGAUUGGCAGAGACAUUGA